Messenger RNA from Tetrahymena thermophila SB210, 867 nucleotides. Its product is annotated as ELMO/CED-12 family protein. The record is from RefSeq and is a predicted model, not a curated record. Lineage: Eukaryota; Ciliophora; Oligohymenophorea; Hymenostomatida; Tetrahymenidae. The transcript has a single exon.
AUGAGUGAAAAUGAGUAAAUGAUUCACAUCAAAAGCAAAAGUAUUCCAAGUUAUGAUAUAGAAUAGCAAGAAGCUUAGCAAAAUUAAUCAUUAAUAAAAUAGACUUAAAGAGAAAAUGGUAAAAUAAAAUAAAUAUAUCAAGAACCUGAUACACACAGGUAAAAUAGAUCUACAUGGGAGUGGCUCUUUGGAAGUUGUAUGAGUCGCACUUAUGAUUUGGAUUAGUAAGAAAUAUAAGCAUUUGGUAUGCUCAAAGAAGAUACUUAGCAAUAUUUUGAUGAAAAAAAUCAAACUCAUAUUAUGAUUUUAGCAGAACUUUGGGAACUACUUACUGAAACGGCCAUGGAUAAAGAAAAUUACAAAAAUGAAGAAUGGAUUAAAUAUGGCUUUUAAAACAAAAAUCCCUGCACUGAUUUUAGAGGUGGCGGAGUUUUAUCUCUCUUAUAGAUAAUACACUUCACAAAAAACAAUAAAGAAUUGGUUAUAAAAGAUAUGAGUAAUCCCUAAAAUGAUUUCUUUUUUGCUUUAUCAUCCAUAAAUGUAACAUUCUUCUUGAAGCAAAUUUUACACUUAGCAGAACACCUAGAUCCAAAAAAAGAUAGAAAUGUAUUUUGUGAUAGACAAAGUUUCAAAAGUUUUUGUUAAAUGUUAGUAAAAGAUGAUGAUACAUUUAAUAAAAUGCAUGAUAUUGUUUUGAAAGAUAUGUUUAAUUCUUGGAUUGCCCUUCGUAAAUCUCAACCUAAAACCACUCUUAUAGAUUUUCCAAAAAUAGAACAACAAUUUAAAAAGAAAUUUAGAAAUGUCCUCUCAAGAUAAGAGUAUUUCAAUAUUACAGAGUUCGAAAGAGCUUUUAAAGCUUUAAAAUGA